Rubroshorea leprosula is the source of this 739-nucleotide messenger RNA. The record is from the annotation of a GenBank genome assembly. NCBI's taxonomy places the organism in Eukaryota, Viridiplantae, Streptophyta, Magnoliopsida, Malvales, Dipterocarpaceae.
GUUUCAGUUGGUGAAACCUUAGCCUUCUCUCUUCACAACUCUGUUAUGUGGACGCUGAGGUUUCUUUCUCUGAAAACCCUCCUCACAUUUAACUGAUUUCUGUACUGAAUUGGGAAGAAAAGUUUUUUGUGGGAAAUAUCAGAUGGGUCUCUCGAAUUUCGAUCGUGCAGCCGAAAGGGUGCUGCUGGUGCUGGUUAUGAGCACAGUUUUAUCGGUUGCUCUGUUCGAGAACAUGCUGAGAUAUGUCAUAUGUGCUUCAAGUGAUGGGUGCAAUUGGGAAUUCAAAUUUAGAGGAGGACCCAGAUGGGUCUCCGAUCCGCAGGAGAAUGCCAGAGAACGGAGGAUAUCAAGUAUCAACUACCCAGUUCAAGUCUCUGUGCGGCGGCAGUGAAUGGGUAGAGUGUUGUGUGUGUUUAUGUAGGUUUGGAGCAGAGGAGGAGGUGAGUGAGUUGUCUUGCAAGCAUUUCUUCCACAGAUGGUGCUUAGAGAAGUGGUUUAAUAACAAGAACAGCACUUGCCCCCUCUGUCGAUCCACUCACUAGAUAGAAUGGGUUACGAUUUAGAGGAAUCAAAAUCAAUACUUUGGCCAUCUUUAGCUCAUUUACUUAUGUUGGUUCCUUUGUCUUCUGCAUCUUUGAGUUUGAGCAAGCUUUUAGAGGGUUUGUUUGCUUGGUGUGUUUACAGUACUCUAUAUCACGUACUAGACACACAGGUACAAGAAUAAAAGAAUAAAAGGAUU